This is a messenger RNA of Prorocentrum cordatum, 1236 nucleotides long. NCBI's taxonomy places the organism in Eukaryota, Dinophyceae, Prorocentrales, Prorocentraceae. The record is from the annotation of a GenBank genome assembly.
AUGUAGUAAAGAUGACGUUGCGCUGGAGCUUCACCUCCCACAUCUCGUUCAACAGCGCCAGAGCCCUCUGCCACUGCUCUGCCUUCUCGCAAGCGCUGAUCCCAGCGCUGUAGCUGAUAUCGUCGGGCUGCAGCUUGGCCUCCCACAUCUCGCUCAGAAGCACCAGAGCCCGCUGCCACUGCUCGCCCUUCUCGCACGCGCUGAUCCCAGCGUUGUAGCUGACGAUGUCGUUGGGCGGAAGCCGCGCCUCCCGCAUCUCGCUCAGCAGCGCCAGAGCCUGCUGCCACUGUUCGCCCUUCUCGCACGCGCUGAUCCCAGCGUUGUAAUGACGUUGGGAUCCAGCUUCGCCUCCCACAUCUCGCUCAGCAGCGCCAGCGCCCGCUGCCACUGCUCGCCCUUCUCGCACGCGCUGAUCCCAGCGCUAUAAAAUGACGUUGGGCUCCAGCUUCGCCUCCCACAUCUCGCGCAGCAGCGCCAGUGCCCGCUGCCACUGCUCGCCCCUCCCGCACGCGCUGAUCCCAGCGUUGUAGAGAUCUCAUUGGGCUUCAGCUUCGCCUCCCACAUCUCGCUCAGCAACGCCAGCGCCCACUGCCACUGCUCGCCCUUCUCGCACGCGCUGAUUCCAGCAUUGUAGCUGAUGACGUUGGGCUCCAGCUUCGCCUCCCGCAUUUCGGUCAGCAGCGCCAGAGCUCGCUGCCAGUGCUCGCCCUUCUCGCACGCGCUGAUCCCAGCGUUGUAGCUGAUAGAUGACGUCGGGCUUCAGCUUAAUUUCCCACAUCUCGCUGACCAGCGCCAGCGCCAACUGCCACUGCUGGCCCUUCUCGCACGCGCUGAUCCCAGCGUUGAAACUGAUGACGUUGCGCUCAAACUUCGACUCCCACAUCGCACUGAGCACCGACAGGGCGUGUUGCCAUUGUCCGCUUUUUCUACAUGCGCUGGCAAUCGCAACGUAGUGGCCUGGGAAAAGUUGCACGCCUGAUUGAACCCCGUGGCGGAGCAACUGCAGUGCCGCGCACCACUGCUUUGUCUGAUCGCACUUCCUGAUUGACGCUUCGAGAGGAACAAAGCCAUCUCGAGACCAUCGACCGGUGUCCAACAUCCAAGAACAUGAAUGGCACCGCAGCGGCUUCAGCCCAACAUGGCUUGAGCCGCAACGGCCUGAGCCAAAAUGGCCUGAGCCUGAAUGGCCAGCGCGUGGGCCGCUCCGAGGUCGCACGGGUCCCCGAGGAAGGGACG